Messenger RNA from Chanos chanos (milkfish), 1331 nucleotides. RefSeq names its product protein tyrosine phosphatase 4A2a (gene ptp4a2a). The transcript is spliced from 8 exons. Gene Ontology annotation, biological process: protein dephosphorylation. The record is from RefSeq and is a predicted model, not a curated record. The coding region runs from base 457 to 996 and encodes 179 amino acids. NCBI's taxonomy places the organism in Eukaryota, Metazoa, Chordata, Actinopteri, Gonorynchiformes, Chanidae.
CGGAUAACGUAGCAACGAGGGAGGUUUGCUAGCAAGGUUAGCUUUGCUACUCUCUCUCUCCUGUUAAUCCCCUCUUUGCCGGAUUGUGACGGUAUUUCUAUGUACCGAUUGAUCUUUGGGCCAAGUGGAGCGUGGGACCAAUGGUGUGGAUAGAAUGCGGAGUUCUCGACCUGUUUUCAUUACUACUAUUGAAAGCUGCACAUUUAUGGCGUUUGUGAGCAUUAGUGGAGAGUUUUGCCAGGCACAGCACCUGGUCAUUGUGGACAAGUGAACAGAGGGCCUGCCAUAUGAAGAUUGUACUACCUACAAGCCCUUCUAAUAUUCCGCACUGUGGGAGAGAGGCUGUUUUUCCCCCCGAAGUUCAAGUGUAUGAAUUGGUUUGAGCCACUCCAGGCAGUGAAGAGCCACCCCUUUUUUCCACUCUUGAGCGCCAAAUAAUCAUCUCACUUCUCCUGAAUGGGAUUCUUCUUUAACCAUCUUAGUGUCAACAUGAAUCGUCCCGCACCUGUUGAGAUCACCUAUGAAUGCAUGAGGUUCCUGAUCACCCAUAACCCCACCAAUUCACAGCUGACCAAAUUUACAGAGGAAUUAAAGGCAUUUGGGGUACAGACGCUGGUACGGGUUUGUGAUGCCACCUAUGACAAGGCCCCUGUGGAAAAAGAAGGCAUUGAAGUUUUAGAUUGGCCUUUUGAUGAUGGAUCCUCACCACCUGACCAAAUUGUUGAUGAUUGGCUGAACCUCCUGAAAUGUAAAUUUAAAGAAGAACCAGGCUGUUGCAUUGCAGUCCACUGUGUAGCUGGACUGGGCCGAGCGCCUGUUCUGGUGGCCAUAGCCUUAAUCGAGUGUGGGAUGAUGUAUGAGGAUGCAGUCCAGUUUAUACGAGAAAAGAGACGUGGGGCCUUCAACUCGAAACAACUCCUGUACCUUGAAAAGUACAAGCCCAAGAUGCGUCUCCGCUUCAAGGAUGCCAAUGGUCAAAACUGCUGCAUUCAGUGAACGAGCAGUUCUAGAGAAAACCAGGGUAUUACUGCAAAUGGGAGAUACUGAAUACUGAUUCUUCUUUUUAUUAUUGUCAGAGUUAAUGACUAUGUAAGACAAUGACUUGAGCAAGAUUACAGUGCCAAGCACACAGGGAGAUCAGCGUCCAUCAGUAACCAGCAUUAUCUUUAAUGAAGUAAUUAAAUACUCUAUGAAGUGAUUCCCAUCAUUUAAUCAUGUGAACCAACCAACCAACCAACCAAAAAAAGAAAAAAAAAAAAGUCACACAUGGCAAAUGUACAGUUCACGCAACAUACACAUUUGUGUGAUUUAAUGAUUUCAUUUUUUCUUUU